UAUUGUUUGAGUGGUCUCUGUCGUCACUGUCGCCAGCCCGCACCGCCGUUGCUUCCAGCCCCGCUACCGUUGCACAUUGAGUGUGUCUACAAGGUUCCCCACGUGUUCGAAUAUGGCCUCGGACCCCACCGUGAUGAGGCGGGCGCUUGCACCAGCGCCUGAAGCCACGCAGACCAUGUCAGUACAGGAUAUUGACUCGAUCAUCAACACACACAAGGCCAGCAUCCGCGAGAUCCUGGCCAGCACCAGCACUAUGGCGGACCCGUCGCUGCUCCAGGGGGCGUUGUCGUUCUGUCACUCUAAGUUCACGGCGUACAUAGUGGACAGUUUGGCAACGGAAUACCGAGAGCAAGUGUCCGCUGCAGGCGAGGAGAAGGACAAGGACAGCGCCAGCGCCAGCGACAACGUGGAGCUGAACUUCAACCUCGAAAGCGCCCACUCGGUUGGCAAUAUCGUGGAUCGAGUGUGGAUCGAGAUCCACCACCCUGCGAUCAAGUACUUUCAGUCGACAUUCUACCAGCUGAACAAAAACCUGAAGGACCACGGCAACAACGUCGCGAACACUAACAGCAGACAGUACUCGGGCAACAAGUCGUCGAAGUACAACUUAAGCGGCGGCAGCUCGCAGUCGUUUGUCGAGUACCGGAAGCUCUUCGACCGGUUUGUCAAGUUCAUCGCCAAGGCGUACGAGUUCUACUUCUUCAUCUUGAAGUCGAUCCUCAACACCUACGACUUGACGAUCUACAUCCCGGUGAAGAAGCUCUGCUCGACCUUGAAAAUCAGCCUGGACUCUGUCUCCGACGCCAAGGACACCAGGCUGCCCCUUCCCGACUCCAACCACCUGGUUUCUUCGAUCGUUUACCUGACCCACAAGUGUGUGUUGUUCAUUGGAGAUUUGUCCAGAUACCGGACCUUGAUUGCGAAAACUUACCUACCCUCCACGUCCAUUUCCAAGGAAGACAACAAUAACUACUCGAAAUCCAUAGAACUUUAUAAACUCUCGUUAUUGAUCCUUCCUUCCUUGGGCGACCCUUACAACCACAUUGCAAUCAUUGACAACUUGAAAGACGAUAAGUUCAACGUGGUCUACAACUUCAUCAGGGCUUCCUUGACUUCCUCUCCGUUGACCAUAGCCUACUCCAACCUCUUGAACCUUUUGAGUAAACAUCCGAGAACGAACUCAAUCCUAAGAAAGUUCGAGCACCUAAACUCUUUGGAUAGAAACACCAUCACCAAGAAUGACAGGUUAGGUCUUUUGAAGGCCCAGUUUUUGAUUUUGUUCAACUACAACUUACUGCCUAACAAGUGGAGGUUAAAACCUGGAUACCUCAUUUCGGGCCACUCCAUCAGUCUCAUUGAAAAUGAUUUCUACUACCUACUUUCCACGUUGGAUUUCCACAAGCAGAUUUUCAACGAUUUUUAUUUCAAGCAAUUUGUAAUCUUGACUGGUGGUUUCGAACUUUUGAUAGAUUCAAGCAACCUCGAUGAUCCAAAACUAGGACACUCGCCUGAAAUCAUAUCAGAUUAUCUAAGCUUCAUGUUCAGAUACAUGGAGACUUUCUUGAAAAUCUGCAUUUUCAUCUGUGAUGAUAACAAGAAAGAUUCAAAAGAGGCAAAAGACAGCAGCGACAAUACUUCUGAAAAGGACGAUAUCACUCAAAAUUUUUCCAUGUCCUUUUCCACUUCUCUGCUCCCUGUAAUCAGACUCCUGCUUUGUUGGUUCAACGAAAGAGAAAUCGCUAGAUUUUAUCUACAAAACUCAAACGAAGUUUCGUAUUUGUUGGCAACAUUGAUCAACCGAUUGAUCAAGUAUUUUGACGAGCAAAAGGUGGAUCUCGUUAUGGAACUCAUGUCGAUGAGAAAGGAAGCGAAUAUCACUUUUGAUUCAAUCUUGACAUUAAAACCCGUGCGUCAAAGACUAUUCAAAGAAGACGUGGCUUUGAGAGAAUUCAAACCUGUCAAUUACCUGUUGACCGAUUUCAAUGAUGCGCACUUGUAUCGAAAGGACCCUGAGUCGGUAUUGGCACUGAUUGGUGAGCUACCAGAGUUUUCCACUGCAGUUGAAACUAAAGACAAAAAGGACAAAAACAGCUUGGUUGGGGUCAGUACCAAAAUAAACGACAAUUUGUUACGACUAGUAGCUAUCAUUGUUCUAGGAAAAAAAUUGAUCCUUGAAAAUACUAAUGAUAUCAAGUGGGUUGAUGAAAUAAACGAUGCUGACAUUGACAAGACUGAAAGUAAAAGUCACAAAUUUUUGGGUUCACUGAUUAUUCCAAAACAAGUGAAUCUAGAAAUCAUUGAGCAGGUUAUCCCAAAAGUUAGCAAUAGUAAUAAUGGUAGCAGCAGUGCUAUCAAUAGUAAGAGCAAGGAUCAGAAUCAUAAGCAAACAAGAAAAAAGAAAAGUGAUAACCCCCGCAGCAACAAUACUCCAAAUAAUAUGAGUUACGCUUAUGCAGGCUCUUCAUUCAGCACCUUCGGUGCAGCUCAGCCAGAGUCAUUUGAAAGAUUUGACAAGUUUAAAAGGAACAAAUCAGCCAACAAAAUUUCAGUCGGCAGAUCUCAAUCCAGUAUGGCUAGUAGCUCUGAUUCAAUUGUCGCAGGUUUGGCGACUCCAGGUAACACCAAUGAUGAUCUAGCUAAACUGAAACGUCCGCAAACUUCACCUGAGUUCAAAAUAAAAUUUGGUGAUGAUUCUCAAUCGUCCCAUUCCCAAUAUGUUGAUAUGGUUGCCUCAAUUGUGAAUGAGGAAAGUGAUAGUAGAAACAAGACUUUUAAAAGUGACCGAAAUAACCUCAAAAACAAAAGUAGAGAAGCUAGCUCACUUAACUCAAAUGAUUUAGCUGUUGGUAAUAUAGGUAUCACCAAAGUUAACUCUGUGCCACCCACAGAAAUGAGCGUGAAUGAAUACCCUGAAAAUAACAACAAUGGUCACACUAAUGGUAACUACAGAGAAGGUAAACUCAGUAAUGUAAACUUACCAUUGGAACGCGAUUAUGAGAGGGGAUAUACUACUUAUUUCAACCAAUGGGAUUCUGUGAAAGGUAAAGCUGCUUCACAUGAACAAAAUGCUGAGAAUGGCACAGCUGACCAAAAGGCUGGAGAACCAAUUGUGAACAAAGGCGGAAGUGGAAAUGGAGAUAUGGAUCAGAUGAACUUGAUCAGUCAAAUGAGUCAAAUAAACUUAAUGAAUCAGAUCAACAUGAAUCAAUUCUCUUUUAAUCCAAUGAACCAAUACGGUCAAAUUGGGGGACAUUUCAAUCCAAUGGAGAUGAAUCCUGUGUCUUUACCUAAUAUCCAUGAAGGGUUCAAUAUGAACAGUAUGGGAGUCAAUAAUGUCAACAUGAAUAGAUUGAACAACAAUAUCAAUAGUAUAGGCCACAUGAACAAUAUGAACUCAAUAAACGGGAUGAAUAACAUGAGCCUGAAUCAUGUUAGUAACAUGCCACCAGUCAGUUUAGAUACCAUGAAUAAUAUUGGUAUGAACAAUAUUGUUGGUAUGGGCAUGAGCAACAUUGGCAAUAUGGGUAUGAAUAUGAAUGAUAUCCCGAGUAUGAGCAAUUUGCAUACUUUUGGAAAUUUGAGUAACUUGAAUUCUUUGAAUGGAAAUUUGAUGGGUUUGAACAACAACAUGGCCAUGCCACGAAUUGGAGGUUUGGCCAACAAUCUUGAUAUGAAUAAUAUCAAUUCUAGUUCAGUAUUCAACGAUAGUACUGAAAGCGAUGGCUCCAUUAACAAUGGUAAUAGCAAGAAUAAGCAACAGAAGUAGAGAACAGAGAUGGUGAAGUUUUGACAGUUCAACCUUAUGUAGAAUAUGAAUAAAAUUAACUAAGUACGCCUUACAAUAGUAUGUGAUAGUUCUUUUGCGGCUAUUAAAUUUUUGAACCUUUGUGUAUCAAAAAAAAGUCUAUUACUGGUCUAUAUAUUAAAUGUACAUAAAAUCUAAGGGUCGUCGUCGUGUAUGUGAAUUUCAGGGUAUUGAG
Pichia membranifaciens NRRL Y-2026 is the source of this 3980-nucleotide messenger RNA. RefSeq lists its product as hypothetical. Gene Ontology annotation, biological process: nuclear-transcribed mRNA catabolic process, nonsense-mediated decay. Lineage: Eukaryota; Fungi; Ascomycota; Pichiomycetes; Pichiales; Pichiaceae. The coding region runs from base 113 to 3766 and encodes 1217 amino acids. Gene Ontology annotation, molecular function: protein binding; telomerase RNA binding; telomeric repeat DNA binding. Gene Ontology annotation, cellular component: telomerase holoenzyme complex. The transcript has a single exon. The record is from RefSeq and is a predicted model, not a curated record.